UGAAGGAAGUAGUAGAACAGGAUGGAAACAGGAUGAACAGAGAGGUUUGGGUGUGAAGAUUUGUAUUUGUUUUGGGAGGAGGUUUAUAGAUUGAAAGAGUUUUUGUUUAAAUUCAACAUUUUCACUUGAACAGGAGAAAAAUCACACAUAUGGUGCUUCUCUUCUUUAAGGUAUGGAUAUAUGGAAGAUAAUUGCAAUAUGUUUCAUUUUGAUUUCUGUGAUCUUAUUCAUUAUUUUGGUCGAAUAUUGCUGCGGAAGAUGUAGAAAGAAUAAAAAAGAAGAAGGAAUGUGGCGUCCAAUUUCCAGCGAGGUAUUGGAGAUACGUGAUUCAGAGGAAAGUGGAUUUAUUCCAAACAGAGUUUGGAAAAAUAUACAGAAAGAUGAAGUUGAUAUGGUCCUGUUACCUGACACAGCACACCAUGAGCUUUCUCUGGAUGAGGAUGCAUCACAAAUACGAUUCAAAGGAAAUACACAAGGCCCAGACAGGUGGUACUGUGUCACAGGCAGCGAUUGGUUAAUGAAAGGAAGACACUAUUGGGAGGUGGAGGUGGGAGAAAAGAGCAGUUGGGCACUUGGACUGGCAACUGAAGAAAUCAAAAUGAGUAAAGUUAUACCAGAGAGCCCUGGAAAUGGAUUCUGGAUCAUUCGUCUUUGUGGGGGGAAGCAGUUCGAGGCUGUCUCAAGCACAGUCACCGAACUACAAGAAAAACCCAAGAAAGUGGGGGUCUACCAGAAAAGCGAUGAGCUGUCUUUCUACAAUGCAGAGUCAAAAACAGUCAUUCAUAAAUUUUCUAUUGAAUACCACGGACUACUGUAUCCUGUCUUUAGCCCUGGGUCACGUGACAAGGGACCUCUGAUCAUCAAAAAAAAGGAAACAGGGUUUAUGUUUGCUUUAAAUUCCAAGGCAAUCCAUCCAAACUCCAUUUGUGAGCUAGAAGGUCAAUACCCAACAGAAGCAGGCAUAUUGCCUUGUGUGAUCGGAAAAGAUAAAUUAACAAGUGGAAAAUUCAACUGGGAGGUAGAUGUUUGUGAGAAGAGCUCAUGGGCCUUGGGAGUUGUUUCACAUACUCACAGCAAGAAGACAUCAAUUCCUGAAAAUCCCGAAGAUGGUUAUUGGAUCAUAAAGAUGUCUGGUGGCAAAUUUCAGGCUGUCUCCAACACAUCUAUUAACCUUUUAAGAAAGCCAAACCAGGUGUUGGUGUUUUUGAAUUUUAAAGAUGCAGAAUUGUCAUUUUAUGACACUGAAAAGAAGCAUCUCAUCUACAGAUUCCAGCUUAGAUCAUCCUUAAAAUUAUACCCCAUUUUUAGCCCUCCAGAUCUGAGGUCAAGGACCAAAUGAUUAUCACUAAGCUUGUUAUUUAGGGUUUUUAUUGCCUAUCUGACAAAUUCAGAAAAUGUUACAAUUGUUUUCAUAUUCAUAUGUUACAGUUGGAAAGGUUUAGGUAACUUGCUGAAGGUAACACAGUAUGUAAGUCCAAGGCAGGGAUUGAACAAACAUCUUUGUGACAGUUCAGUAUCCAAACAACUAAGCCACAAUUCCUACAUUCAUUUAAUUUUAUGUUUUGCUACAUAUUUUUCUAUUUUCAUACACUUACACAAACAUUUUAGGAUGACUUUAGGAGGAAUUGCAUGUUAGUAGAAGUCAUGUAUAAUUUGAGUUGCAGCAUCAUCCAGGUGAAAAGCAAGGGAUGUGAUGCAUUUAAUUUUCGCAUGAGAACUGUAGAUCUUGAAACCAAAAUUGCAUAUGAUUGGUAGAGUAAUAACCAGUUAAUUGACUCAAAUACACAAAAUACAGCAGAUCAGUUGAACUGAACAUGCUAAGCACAAGGAAACACUGAGGGGCCACUGUAACUGUAUAUUGUCACUUAUUAAAAAGGACCGGGUAUACCAGAUGCAAUCCAGCUAAUAACAUUACCUAGCAGUCCAUCAUGAAUUGUCCCAAACACAACACUCAUACUAAGUCUAAGGAAAUAAUAGUAUCAUUCCUGACUCAAAUUAUACUUAUUAUGUUAAGGGUGAUCAUAUAUCUAUCUAUCAUAUAUCAUAGUUUUUAAAAGUAAUGUUAACUGCAGGUAGCUGGUUUAAUUCCUUUGAUCACCUAAUACACAGUUUUUAAUCCUUUCCAGAACUUUUACCAUUCACAUACUGUACUGAUGAUUUUCUUAGGUCAAAAUCUUUUUGAAGCUUCUCUUCUGUUUUUAGAGGUUUGCAGCACCCUCCUGGCACAAUAUUACAUUAUUUUCUUGACUUUUUUGUUAUUGCCCAUUGAAGAUGGUGGAAAAUUGCCAUGCUUUGUAUUGUCAAACUAUGUUUACAUUAAUAAUUUAUGCUUAAUUUUAAUAAUAAUAAUAUAUAGCUUCAAGCACUGCUGCUAUUGUAUUAUAGUUGUAAAUAUGUUUUUACAAAUUUAGUUUGAUUACUUUACAUCAAAGAGUUCAACUCACAAAUUGAUUUAAAACCUAAAAUCAAAUUCAGAGGUAACACUCCAAAAUUUUGCCCUAAUACACGCUGGAAAUGUUGCUUGUGGCUUAAGCAUUUUUCCAUUUAAUGAUUACAUUUUUAAUUUAUAGUACUGUACAUUGUAAAGUCAGUAUUACUGUGUUUAGUUGAUGUUAUAAUUUAACUCUUUGCUUAGGAGGUUUUCAGUUUCUCCAGACAUAUUUUAUUUAUGUAAAAUUCCUUGGCAUUAUAAAUGCAGUUUGUUCUGAAUGUGUUCAACAGUUUUUGGUCUUGUAUAGUUAACAUAAUACUUCUUCAAUGUUAUGUCUUCAAUUUUGCCAAACUUAAAAAAUGUUCUUAUUCUCAUAAAAAGGCUAUACCUCGGGGAAUUCUGACAGAAGACUGGAUACGGUGAACAUGAUACACCCAAACAUGCCUGAUCUAAAUCGUGAAAUUCUGGGAAUCAUGCAUGAAGAUGUAGGAUGAGAAUUGCUAAUCAGGCUCACUUUGCACAAUUGGUUAAAGUCAGUUUUAGUGCAAGGGUUGCACACAAAGCAAUGAUAUGUAGGCCUCAGAUUUUAAUGGAUUAUAAAAUAAAAAUGCAAUUAGCUACUGAAUGGCAACAUGUUCUGCGGUGGGUUGGCACCCUGCCCAGGAUUGGUUCCUGCCUUGUGCCCUGUGUUGGCUGGGAUUGGCUCCAGCAGAUCCCUGUGACCCUGUGUACGGAUUCAGCGGGUUGGAAAAUGGAUGGAUGGAUGGCAACAUGUUUUUAUUAUAUAUAAAGUUGCAUAUAAAGUUGCAUACUCAGUACAAGCAUUUAGUGAUAAUGGUGUGUCAGCAAUGAGAUGGGACCUAUGGCUGCAUGGAACUUUAUGUUUAUGUUUAACUGCUUAUAUAAGUCCUUUAAAAUAAAAUAUCUUGAUAUAAA
Erpetoichthys calabaricus (reedfish) is the source of this 3367-nucleotide messenger RNA. RefSeq names its product ret finger protein-like 4A. The transcript has 8 exons. Bases 173 to 1339 code for a protein of 388 amino acids. Gene Ontology annotation, molecular function: protein binding. The record is from RefSeq and is a predicted model, not a curated record. NCBI's taxonomy places the organism in Eukaryota, Metazoa, Chordata, Cladistia, Polypteriformes, Polypteridae.